AUGGGCAAACACCGACUGACAAAUGGCAUGAAUGGGAAACUACUACCCAGUCACAAGAAAGCUAGAGGCAAGUCCCAAUCCGCUCAACUGAGUGGCAGAUCCAGGACUAAAUCAACAGCGGGAUCGCAACAUGUUACUUUCAAAGAUGAGCAGUCGCCUAAACCACGACUGCAGUCGAUUCGUGAAUCCGUAUCGGAGUAUUUCGCCAAAAUUGGUUUAAAUGGAGUACAUCGUGACAAAAAUGGUAUUUCCUUGUUCAAGUUGGUCCAAUUGGAGCUAAAUUUACCCAGUGUGUUGUCAGGACCUGAAAAUGAAAACACCACGACCACCAAAGUUGACCAGAGGGUCAAUCAAUCAUACGAAGAGUUGGUGAAUAUGUUUAUAAUACCGUGGUAUUUGGAAAAGUUUAUGAUCUUUGGAUUGUUCGUGUGUCUCAAUUCUUUCCUUGCCUUGUUCACCCUAGCUCCUAUAAAGAUCAUUCUAGUGGCACUUCGAUGCAUCAUCUCGUACAUUAAAAACCCUAAGCAAAACUUAUCUCGUCAAUUGAAGUCAAUAAAAAAAGAUGUCAUCACUUUAAGUCUAAUUGUCUUGUCUUUGUUUGUCUUAUUUUCCGGAAAGUUGGAUAUCUCAAAAAUGUACCAUGACGUUAGGGGUCAAGCGGAUAUCAAGUUGUAUGUCAUGUUUGGCGUAUUGGAAGUGGCUGAGAAACUAUGCUCUUCUAUUGGUCAGGACAUUUUAAACAUUCUACUACACACGCCACCUUUAGAACACGUUGGCAGAUUUAUCACCUUUUAUUUGAUUUCCGUGUUUUACUUGUCAUUCCAUGCAUACAUUUUGAUUUACCAGUGUGUUUCAUUGAAUGUGGCAGCAAACUCGUACUCCAAUGCGUUAUUAACCUUGCUACUAUCGAACCAAUUUGCCGAGUUGAAAAGUUCGGUUUUUAAAAAGUUGGAUAGAGAGGGCUUGUUUCAAAUCACAAUGGCAGAUCUAUCGGAGCGGUUCCAGUUGUCUUUGAUGUUGGGUAUAAUAGCAGUGAGAAACUUGUUGCAGUUAAAUACAGCUCAUGGUCUUGUACCUGAUAGUUGGAAGAAAUGGAAUGUUUGGCUAGGUGCCGUGUUUGGCCCCGGUGUUGUUGUUAUUGGAAGUGAGAUUUUCGUUGAUUGGUUGAAACAUUGCUUCAUUUCCAAAUUCAACAAGAUAAAACCCCGUGUUUACCGCAAUUUUUUGUACGUUUCGUGUUUGGAUUUCUUGCAAGUAUUUCAAGCAGGUUCCAGUGGGUCCAGCAAAAACCACGAGUUUACCGAUUUUAUCGUUUUAACUCGCAGAAUUGGAUUGCCAUUAUUGGCGUCUGCUGUCUGCUUUUUAAGGAUGACAAUUGGUGAUUUUAAGCAAAUCUUUAUCGUCCAGUGCUCGACUAAUAUUCGUACCGUUUUCACGAGUUUUGUUUUUAUCACUGCAACCAUCUUGACCUUGCUACUAAUUAGAAUUGUCUUGGUAUUGUUCAUUUUCAAAAUUGCCAACAAGUCAGUGGAGUCACACAAGGCACGCCAAAAAGCACUCGCAGUGGAUCUCAAGCACACGCUUUCAGUAGAUACGCAAGUUGAAAAAACACCUUCUCCGAAAGAGAAGGUUCUUGAGUCAUUCGAUGAUUCUGGAUUUGUGCCUUCUCCAGUAGAGCAAUACUAUCUUCCUGGAUCGCCCAACACUGAACCAUCAACCAUAAACCCCAGCACUAGGGCAUAUUUGUAUGACAUUGGUGAAGUUGUGCCUGAAACUCCAGAAGAGAAAAGAAACAGGCAGUUGAUAAUUGGGGCGAUGCAAGAACUGCCAUGGAGUGAAAAUGAAGAUGACAGAUUGUCUAAAGUUAUGCGGUAUGAAAUGUCGAGUAAACGAAUAUGGUAA
Molecule: messenger RNA, 1902 nt
Organism: Lodderomyces theae
Lineage: Eukaryota; Fungi; Ascomycota; Pichiomycetes; Serinales; Debaryomycetaceae
Exons: 1
Coding region: 1-1902 (633 amino acids)
Biological process (GO): maintenance of protein localization in endoplasmic reticulum
Cellular component (GO): endoplasmic reticulum membrane
Source: RefSeq, a predicted model, not a curated record